AUGUCUCCCGAGCUAAAGGAAUGGAGCGCCCUGGUCAUCAUCGUGUCGACGACAGGAAACGGAGAUGCUCCCGAAAACACCGAGCGAUUCUGGAGGUUUUUGAAGCGAAGGACUCAACCGAAGGAUCUUCUGCAAGGGCUACCGUUCGCUCUCCUGGGCCUCGGGGACACCAACUACGAUAAGUUUUGCUACAUGGGUAAGAGCCUCGACAAGAGGUUCAGGGAGCUCGGAGCGACGCCGGUUCACCCCCCCGCCUUCGCCGACGAGGCCACCAACAUGGAGGAGACGAUCGAGCCCUGGCUGGCUUUGCUCUAUCCGGCUCUGACGGCAAGCAUUGUAGGGGCGGCGGGAGGCGUUAACGCUGCCGGGGGAGCCGGGGCGGAAGGUGCCGCCGCCGCGGCCGCUGCUGUUCCCACGAAGGCGGCAGUUGGAUCGCCGGCUCCUGCGGCGGCAGCGGCUGCGGCGGGGUCGGAAGAUGCCGUGAAGGAAGCCAUAAAGGGAGCGGCGGCGGAGGCGUUUCAGUUGCCGCCCGAUACCGCCGCGGCCACCGCCGCCGCAGGUACCACGGCGAAAAACGUUGCCGGCACGAACGGCGGCGGCAGUGGCAACGCUGCCGGUGCCGAUUCCACCGCCAAAAACGUUUCCGGUCCGAAUGGCGCCCCGGCAGUCUCUACCGCGGCGGCCGCCGUUACCGUCGCAGCGGCGUCACCUCCGCCGGCCUCAGUCGAAGCAGCGGCAGCAGGGCUGGCCGAUCUUACCCUCUCCGACGAUGUAAUCAACAUGGAGCUGUCGCUGCGAGGGUCGGGCAUCACGUACGUGCCCGGGGACGUGAUCGGAUUUCGUUGUCCGAACCGCGCCGCCGAUACCGCCUACCUCUUGGAACGCCUACAGGACACUCUGCCGGAGGGAGCCGGGCCGGACGUGCCAUUCCAGCACUCGCUGCGCUCCCUGCCCAGCCCGUGCACGCUCCGGGAUGCGCUGUCGACGCGUCUCGAUCUGCAGGCCCCCCUACGCCGCCCGGUGCUCCGCGCGCUAGCUGAAUUCUGCGGGGACCCCGCCGAGAGGUCGUGGAUGGAGCUCCUCUGCUCCAAGACUGCCGGCGCCGGAGUGUACGCCAGCUACGUCGCGGCGCAGUCGCUUACCCUCUGCGAGCUCCUGGAGGCGUUUCCCUCCUGCAAGCCUCGCCCGGGAGCUCUGCUGGCGCUCCUCCCGCCGCUGCCGCCGCGCUACUACUCGGUCGCCUCCUCCCAGCUGGCCACCCCGGACAGCUUGACGGUCGCGUUUAGCGUCGCGUCCUCGCGGCUGCCUCAUGCUCCCGCUACCGCUACUGGCGACGCCGGUGCCGCUGCUGCUGCCGCCUCGCCGGCUGGAGGAGGAGGGGGGGCAGCAGAUGGUGCCGGGGGCGGGGACGGUGGGGGUGUCGUCACUAGACGAGGGCUGUGCACGAAUUGGCUCGAGGGAAUACUCGCGCCCUUCCUGGAGGGGAGCGGGAGUGGUGAGGGGGGGAAGUCUGUCAGCGUCCCUGUGUUCCUCAAGCCUACGAAGGAGUUCCUGCUGCCAGCCAGCGCGAAGUGGCCUUGCGUGCUCAUCGGCCCCGGCACUGGAGUGUCUCCGUUCAUCGGAUUCCUGAAGCACCGGGAGGAACAGCACGCGCGGCGAAGGGAGGAGGCGGACGCUGUGUGCUCGGGCUACUGGAGAGGGGGCUACGAGAUCUCUCUGGAGGGGGAGGAUGACGAGACCGCGGCGUACCGUGGACGUGAAGGGCGCGGGGACAUGUUGCUGUUCUUCGGCUGCCGUAACGGGUCCCAGGACUGGAUCUUCCGGCGAGAGAUGGAGGGCUUUCUCGAGAGGGGCACCCUGUCUAAGCUACACACGGCCUUCUCCAGGGAUGCCUCGGAGAAGGUGUACGUGCAGAAAGAGGGAUUUUUGUGAGGGAGGAGAAGGAACGUUUCCAGGAUUUUUGUUAUUUUCCUGGGAUCUCAACGUGCGGAGAGGCGGCUUUUGGCUGCUUGGGGUGAGGGAGAGAUGCUCUGGUUGCUCGGGAAGGGCAUUCGGGUCGGGUGUUGCGUUAAAUAUCAAGCCGGGGGGAAGGCGUGUGAGGUUGUUCUGUCGAGUUUGUGUACACCUACGUACGUGGCGCUGUGGCGAGUGUGCGACUUCGAAGCGCAGGUGCAAGCGCACGCGUAAACAUAAUGACGCUUUCCUUUUUCUGCUGUUUGUUGGCGACGACCGAAGAAGCCCAGCCUGCUUGCUUUUGUGCUUUUUUGCGGUGAUGAUCGAUCGAAAUAGAAUAAUACCUCGUCGUCGCCGUAGGUUUGACGACGACGGUGUUCCGGGUGCGUGGUCUUCUCUGUCACUACCCUCGAAGUCAGAAAUGGCGCCGAUGCGGAUACCGUAUAUGCAUACGAUGAUACCUAACGUCUUGGCUUUUAGUAUUUGGUCGCCGGGUGUGUUGUUGGGUGGAGGCGUGUAGUAUCUUGUGCCGUCCUACUACGCGAUCUUGGAGUGUUUUUUUUUUUUCGGUCUCAUGUUGACCGGUACAGUUAUCACCACCGGGUUUGGUGCUGUGUGUUAUUUGGGGGGGGGGUGUUAUCUUGUGGCGCAUGCGGUACUCCCUGUUCGUCUCGCCAGCCUGACCCCCUCGACAAGGCUCCCGUUCAAGCUGCUUACUGCUGUUGUAGAACUCUUCUUUGAACCUUCUUCGAGAUGCUUCUAUUGUGUUUCUUCGAGUGGCAAGAAGCUGCCCGUGUUGCAGUUCGAUCGGUGAUGCGCAGAUAAAAAGGGAAAGCCUCCUACUAAAAUUGGUGAUGCCGGACUUUUUUUCUCUGGGGUGCUCUAGAAAGCCGUGCCUACGUUUAACGGUUUGCCGCAGUUUCGCUUGGGGCGUUGGGAAUGGUUGUGGCGCUUGAGAGGAGUUGCUGUUACUCUCCGCCAGAAAAGAAUAGCCCACUAGAACCCCUACGCAGCAUGAGUUACCGGUCACGACGGAAGACAUCCCGUCCCUUAGACCCGUACAAGGUACUCAACAGAGCUCGGAACGGUUCUCUGAGAAGAUGGCACGGGUAGAGGCGGCAGCAGCAUCAGCGGCAGCAAUAGCAGCAGUACCAACCGCGGAACUAGAAGCUUAACCGACAAAAGGGCAAAUCGUGCUAUUUGUGGUAGCAGAUUAGAGGGAGGAGGCGGUUUAGCUCGAGAAGAGGGGUACCGUAAAGAUGCGGUGGACGUGUUGGGGUAGGCGUCGUGCACAUUGUGCCUUUUCUAUGGCAUAGCAUUGACGGCUUCGAGGGUGGGGCAGAUGUACCUUUUCCAUGGCAUAGCGUUGACGGCUUGGAGGCUGGGGUAGAUGUACCUACCUGUUGUUUGGCAUGGUAUUGACGGAUUGGGGACUGAGGCAGGUGUGUGGGUAUUGCGAUUGUGGGUAGCGGGUGAAGAGAACUGCUGUAGCACGCUUCUAUGGGCUGGCCAUGCCAUGGUGGUAUGUGUUAAGGGCUUUGCUUGAGGUUACUCUUAGCCGCCGCGUGUCUGAUUGAGGUAUGCCGGGAGUAGAGACAAGAGUGUGUGUUUUGUGCUUCGUGUGCGAUUGGCCGCAGCAGUGGGCCCGAAAAAGUGCACACAUUUUUGCGAAUUAAUUGGAACCGGACUUGUGGUGCAAUACUCGCGUGGGAGGUACACCGCGCAGCCGGGAGUAGAGCGAUAAUAUGGGGUGGAACCGUUAUUGUCCGGGAUGGGAGAGAGAGUGACGGGGAGAGGGUGGAGAAGAUUGUAGGAUAGAGAUCGUCGGUGGGUCCAAAGAGCAACAGCGCGGCUACCUACUGCAGGCACCGGGACCAGCACUAGAACCAAUCGCUCCGACACAAAGCUCCCCCUCCCUGCUGUGUCUCACGACGAUUUUUCUAGGUGGAGGAGGAAGGGCGACGCCGAAUGAAUGGCGAUUGGUUCUUUGCGGGGUCACACGUGACGGCGGCGGCGACGGCGGCGGUGUAGUAGUGCUGCAUGUUCUUCGAUCCAGCGGCUAGGAAGGGCCGGUGGCGACGGAGCGAUUCGGUCGCGAAGCAUCAUCGCCCCUACUGGG
Ectocarpus siliculosus is the source of this 4072-nucleotide messenger RNA. Lineage: Eukaryota; Phaeophyceae; Ectocarpales; Ectocarpaceae. The record is from the annotation of a GenBank genome assembly.